This is a messenger RNA of Neolamprologus brichardi, 777 nucleotides long. NCBI's taxonomy places the organism in Eukaryota, Metazoa, Chordata, Actinopteri, Cichliformes, Cichlidae. The record is from RefSeq and is a predicted model, not a curated record.
AUGUCACCUCUGUCACCAGGAGCCCUGUCCUAUGCUGAACUGGGAACAUGCAUUAAGAAGUCUGGUGGGCAUUACACAUACAUAAUGGAAGCGUUUGGACCUCAGAUGGCUUUUAUAAGAUUAUGGGCUGAUCUCAUUGCUAUAAGGCCUGCAGCCAUGGCAGUCAUUUCUCUGGCCUUUGGUCAGUACAUCCUGGAACCUCUGUUCAUGCCAUGUGGUAUCCCCCCCCUGGCUGUCAAACUGGCCACAGCCAUUGGCCUAACAUCUGUUAUAUACCUGAACAGUAUGAGCGUAACGUGGACAGCCAGGAUUCAGAUCUUCCUCACUGUCAGCAAGCUGCUGGCCAUUGCCAUCAUAAUAGUGCCAGGCAUGUACCAGCUCUUUAAAGGUAUCAUCAGUAACACCUCUCACUUUGAGAAUGCCUUUGACCUGAGUAAUGUGCAGCUCUCUGGUAUGCCACUGGCUUUCUACUCUGGGAUGUACGCGUAUGCUGGAUGGUAAUAAGUCUUACAAGUGCCUAACAGUGUGCUUCCUCCGGCCCUCAGGACUGUUCCACUCGCCAUCUGUAUCUCCAUGGCAAUUGUGACUUCUUGCUAUGUGCUCACCAAUGUGGCAUACUACACUGUAAUGUCAGCUGAGGAGCUCCUGGCCUCAUCAGCUGUUGCUGUGACAUUUGCAGAGAGGCUUCUGGGGAACUUCUCUAUCACCGUCCCAGUAUUUGUAGCCUUGUCCUGCUACGGCUCCAUGAACGGCGGCCUCUUUGCCCUGUCAAGGUAA